AGACGGUCAUCCGGGUUACCAAUGAUUUUCCGUUAUUUUUGUUUUAAGUUUUAACUCAUUAUAUCAUAAAGUAUUACACAUUUUUGUUAUUUAAUUUCACUUUUUCUUAUAAAAAUCGAAUGUGAAAUUAUUUUUCUUGUGAUAAUAAACGCACAUAAAAUUGUUUAACGAUGGCUACCAAACAACAGAGCCAAAAUGCAAUUACACUUAAGGGAUCUGCAAAAUUGGUUAUGGAUUAUUUAAGUAAGUCACCCGGUUUAGUCUUAGUUAUUAAGACUAAUUGGACACACAUGUCAUUAUAUUAUUAUUAUACUCUAUGUCUCUAUAUAAUGUACUUGUUAAAUAUACCGUUCAAUAACAAUACUCAAAUAUAAUUGUUACAGAUUUUGGCAUCAACAGUAUUCUUUUCCAACGAGGAAUUUAUCCACCCGAAUCUUUCAAAACGGAAGAACAUUUCGGGCUAUCAAUUCUUGUGUCCACCGAUGAAAAAAUUCAACAGUUCCUACAACCAGUUCUUAAUCAAAUGAAAGGUACCUAUAUUAUUUAUAAUAUAUAUUAUGUACGUACAUUUCUUUUAAAUCAUAGCUGAGAAAUUAUUAUCUAUCUGAAAAAACAAUUAUUUUGAUUAAUCAAAAACUAGGUAUUUAAUAAGUUUUGUUUAUAAAAUGCAAUUAAAACGACAAUUUUUCACUCCCUGGUUAUUUUAUAUAUUUUUUUAGAUUAAUUCUUAUCAGAAUUAUUUACUAGGUAAUAUCCAAAUGAUUUGAAUGUAUAAAAUAAAUACAUUUAUAUUUGAAUAUUAUAAAAUUUAAUUGAAAAAAAUGAACUGUAUAGGUCAUAACUAGGACUUCAGAACUCCAGACUUUAAGUACUUAGACAUUAAAAAUUCACUAAAAAUGUAUAAAUAAUUCUGAGGACUUAAAAAAAAAAUUUUUUUUUUCAUAGGUACAUACAGUACCUAUGAAGACAAUAUUGAUUUUGAAAUUUGUUUAAGCAAGUUUAAACAAGGAUUAAAAAUUUAAAAUAAAUACAUGUUCAUUUUCAUUUUUUGGUUUUUUUUUUUUUUAAGAGCAUAUAUUUAACCAUUUUUGGAUAUUUUAAAAACAUGUUUAAUUCAUUUUUGGCCAUAAAUACAUAUAUUCUAUUUAGGUUUUUUUUAGGGUGUAAAAUUAAAGUAAAGAUGUUAUUGUAAUUUAAAAAAUUAACAGUUAAUAAUAAAAAUUAAUUCAAUUAUUUCACUUUUUGAGUUUCAGAAAAGUAAUCUAUAGUUGUAGUUAUGGAUAAUCAUUUAUUUUAACUUAAGUCAAAUGAUUUUGCAUUUCCUUGUUUAUUAUAUUAACUUAUACUUAUUACUUAAUUGAAACACAUUAAAUAUGAAAUUUUUAGAUAUUUCACAAAUAUUACUAAAUGUACACGUUUUUCAUUAUUUUAAUUAAAUUAUAUUAAACUAUAUAUUUUUCAUACUGAAUUGUUUGUAGUUUUCAAAUUGAUAAUUUAAAAAAUAAAAACAUUUCUUUUAGACUGGCUUUUAGAUCAAAAGAUUCAAAAAAUGGCAAUGGUUAUAUAUAAUGUUACCACUAAAGAAGUGUUAGAGCGCUGGGACUUCAAACUACAGUAUGAAGGAUCACCAAAUGAUACUAAUUCAGAAUUAGUUGGAAACAAAGAUUUAUCAACUAUACAAAAAGAAAUCAGGGAUGUAUUGAGACAAAUAUGUUCCACAGUUAGUUUUCUGCCCUUGCUCGAUUGCCCAUGUGCAUUUGAUCUACAAAUAUACACUAAGCCUGAAGUAGAUGUACCACAAGAAUGGGCUGAAACUGCACCGAGUUAUAUUGCUAAUUCUCAAGAAUUACAAUUAAGAUCAUUUUCGACUUCAUUACAUAGAAUGAACACUGUCGUGAGCUAUAAAACAGACAUGUGAACACAACUAUUGGUACGUAAAUACUUAUAAUUUUUUUUAUUAACAUAAGUUUAUACUCUUGUUUAUACAGACUGUUUAUGAUAAGCAAAUCAUUUUCAUAUUUGAAAGUUACACCCUCUCAUUGUUUACUUAAAAUUAAACUGUGUUGGUUUUUUUUAUUCAUUUUUAAUCAUAAUUAUUUUUUAUUCUAUAAUAAGUAAUCACAGUCUACAUAAUUUUUAAUAACUUUUUUUUUUUAAGGUAGUCAUAUUCAUGUAUGAAUAUUAACUGUUUAAUAUUAAAACUGUGUACUAUAUUU
This is a messenger RNA of Cinara cedri, 2216 nucleotides long. The record is from the annotation of a GenBank genome assembly. NCBI's taxonomy places the organism in Eukaryota, Metazoa, Arthropoda, Insecta, Hemiptera, Aphididae.